GCACAUGUCAGGCCUGGAACGACUCCAGCCAAAUCGCCCACAGCUUGCGCCAGCCCUGCAGGCGUACAUCGGCGGCAUCCCCACGGCGGCGACCGCGUCGGCGGCCCGGUUUGAAGAGCGCCUGCGCUACCUCUUCGCCAGUGGGGCGGCAGGGCAGGCGGCGGGGCAGGCGGCGGGGCAGGCGGCGGGGCAGGCGGCGAGGCAGGCGGAGGCGGCGGGGCCGGCAGAGCCGGGGCCCCGGGGCGCGGUGCACGUGCUGUGGCACUACCACUUCUCCGCCUUCCGCCGAAAGCGCUGGGCUGCGUUCAUCCAGCGCGACUGCGCGCUCCACCGCGUCGCCAAGCAGCUCACGGGCGGCAGGCCCAAGGAGGAGGUGGUGGUGGGGUGGGGUUCGUGGGCCUUCCAGGGAGGGAAGGGCGGCUCCCCCAUCUCCGUCAGGGGCGGGCGCGCGCCGACGGGGCGGCUCAUCAAGCUGCUCCGUGAGCGCUACGCCAAGCAUGUGUUCAUCAUCGAUGAAUACAAGACCUCCAAGACCUGCUACAACUGCGGGUGUCAGGAGAUGGCCAUCAAGCGGCUUGGGGGGCUGAAGGAGGGGCAGCGGCCCUGGUCGGUCAAAGUCUGCAAUGACUGCUUGACGACCUGGAACCGCGACGUCUCCGCCGCCAACGUGAUCCGUGUGCUCCUCCUGCUGAAGCUGAUGGGCUUCGAGCGGCCGACCAAGCUGCAGCGGCCGCCAUGGCCGCCGCCGGCGGCGGGGCCAGGCUGAGAGCCUGAACGGCGCUAGCAGGGCGUGGGGUUGAGGGUGCACGUGUUGAUUGGCGGCGAGUGACGUGACUAGUUUGUUAGCUGCGGGUUAGCACGGACUGUGCACCCCACCCAACCGGCCACGUCCGGAUUUGCGGGGAUGCCAAAGGCCCCCAACAUAGAGGCGUGUGCUUAGUAGGCGCCCGCGUCAAGGUGGCUGGGUUGAUAACGACCCGGGAUCAGCCCUUUUCCUGCCUCCCUAAGGCAGCCACCUCCUUGUUGGUGGGCCUGCUGUACUACCGGUGAAGCCGUUCGCGGUUUGCCUUCCCUUUGGCACCAUAGAUAUGUGAUGCUAUGGGUGUAUGGCCCAUCCGCCUUUGGGUGGUCAGGUACAGGCGUACUGGGACUGGAGCUCAUGUGUUAUGGUAGGGGUGGCCUCUGGACUCAGGUUGGGGGCCAGGUGCGAAGGUCAAGAAGUUGCUGCGGUGCCAGACUGUGUGGAACUGGGGAUGCCAGUUCACCCACGUGUAACCACAUGACCUG
Messenger RNA from Chlamydomonas reinhardtii, 1287 nucleotides. RefSeq lists its product as uncharacterized. Bases 5 to 766 code for a protein of 253 amino acids. The record is from RefSeq and is a predicted model, not a curated record. The transcript is spliced from 3 exons. Lineage: Eukaryota; Viridiplantae; Chlorophyta; Chlorophyceae; Chlamydomonadales; Chlamydomonadaceae.